UUUACCUGCCACAGCCGGUAAUCCCACCCUCUUCAAUUCUACAUCAAUCACCGGCUCCUCCGGUUUCAUCAUCCUUUACCAUCACCGAGCUUCCUCCAGAUAUAUAAAUGCUCCCUCCCAAAUUUGUCUGUGCACUUUUCGAGGGCAGUUAACGCAACCUGAUCGGGAACGUCAUCGUAUCUAUCUCCGACUGAUCUCAUACUCGUAUCUCUAGAUCUCUUUCCGAAGCCUUAAGAAGUCCUGAGGAUGGCGGAUAAUGAGGAGAGAGAAGAAAAUACGCCACGUGGGAAUGAAUGGGAAGUUGUGUCCCUUACUGCAUCUGCAUAUGCUGCUGCUCCUGGUCCAAAAGAAGUUGAAACGAAGGAUGAUAACAAAGGUGAUUCAUACAAAGCGGAGGUAGCAGAAACUUCUCGUGCUUUGUUCGUGUCCAGUCACUUUGUCUUUCCUCCCAAAGAGCAUGAGAAUUUGCCCCUGGAACCUUUGGAACCUGAUAAUAGUAGUGAACAUGUAGGCAAGGACGUGAUUGGUGAAUCAGGUGUAGAAAAAGGUGGUAGAUCUAGGACAAAGGAAGAAGAAGAUUGGAUUUUGAAAGGGUUCAAUGUACAUGAUGAGUUUCCAGGUAUGCAAUUUUUUGAUAAAAAGCAUGGUACAGAGUUUGAAGAAGGCACAACGCUGCCAGGGCUGGGUUUGAUUGACAAAGAUCAGAGUUUGUUUGGAGCUGCUACGUUUAGUUCUUUCCAUAGUGAGGAAGCACUUGGUGGAUCAACCACCUUUGGUGAGGAUGCAACUUUUUCUGAACUUAUUGAAGCUUCUAAUCAAGGCUUAAGUUUUCCUGCAGACAUUCCUCAGUCCCCAAAGCCUUUACAAGAUGAUAAAUAUGAUGGCUCUGACCUCCCUUGUGAAGCUUGGUGGAAGAGAAGAGCAGUUUCUUUGUAUGCUCAUGCAAAAGAGGCAAAUGCAUUCUGGUCCAUUUUUAUUGCAGCGGCUGUGAUGGGCCUUGUGGUUCUGGGGCAGCGGUGGCAACAAGAGAGGUGGCAGGCAUUGCAACUUAAAUGGCAGCUCAGCAUCAGCAAUGAGAAGACUAGUCGGGUGCUGGGUUCCAUUUCUCGCCUUAAAGACAUGAUUGUUGGUGGCCAACGCCGAGGUACUUUUGUCAGGGGCAGCUCCCUUAGUGACAGUUAAAACUUGAGAUGAUGACGAAAAAGCAUAGUGAGAGAGUGAGAUGGAGAUUGGUUUGGGAGUUAAUAUGUUAGUUUGCUGUUUGAUUAACUUGUUUGUCUUGUCUCUUAGGAAACGCUACAUAGCUGAAUGUUGAAAGUUAAUGUUAUUUGUGUUUAUAUU
Durio zibethinus is the source of this 1341-nucleotide messenger RNA. RefSeq names its product ATG8-interacting protein 1-like. The record is from RefSeq and is a predicted model, not a curated record. Lineage: Eukaryota; Viridiplantae; Streptophyta; Magnoliopsida; Malvales; Malvaceae. Gene Ontology annotation, cellular component: intracellular membrane-bounded organelle.